This is a messenger RNA of Cercopithifilaria johnstoni, 1149 nucleotides long. NCBI's taxonomy places the organism in Eukaryota, Metazoa, Nematoda, Chromadorea, Rhabditida, Onchocercidae. The record is from the annotation of a GenBank genome assembly.
AUGUAUAAUCAAGAAAAUCAAGGUGAUGAUCAGAGUAUUGAACAACUCGCUUUAUCAUUACCAUAUGAUAAUGCUGCUGAGGAUAAUUCAUAUAACAAACCAAUAAAACUAUCAUACCCUUAUUCAGACAAAUGUUUUGAAGCAAAUAAGCAAUCUUCGGAUGAUUCUGAUCAGCAAACUUCACCGAUUCUUCAAUCGUCGAAUUAUGAUCAAUCAAGUGGACACCUUAGUAUUGAUGAUUCUGAUUUGAUUGAUGAUUCAACCAGUGCGGCUCAACUCUCAUCAUCUCCGAUAUCAGUUACAUCAGCAUCAACGUCAUCUUUCUAUCCGACACGUAAUAUUGGUAGUGGAGCAAAAUAUGCAAAAAUUGAACAGUCACAAGGAACCAAAAGUGAUCGAAGUAAUAGUUUGAGGGUCAACGAUAGAUACAAGAGGCAUACAGCUAUAGAGAGUCGAUUAAACGUAUUAUGUAACUCAAUUGAAAAGAAAGAUAAACAACUGCGAAUAAUUCGAAAUGAACUUAAUGAGAAGAAUUUAGAAAUUGGAAAGUUGUUUGAUAAAAUUAGAACUCUCGAAUAUAAUUGUGGAAGAUUGCAUUCGGUGAUUGAAUCUGUUGGUGAUGAAUCUAAUCAGAAUCAGAUAAAAUUGCAAGAAAUUAUCGAUGAACGUGAUGGUUUGCUUGUUAGGAAUGCUUCACUCUCACGACAGAAACGAGAAUGGUCUAUUGAGCGUGAACGUCUUUCAAUGGAUCUUGAUGAUGUUACCAGAGAACUUGAAUUGCAAAAAAUGCUUUUAAAUGGUGAAAGUAUCUCAGAAAUUGUUCAACGAUGGCAAACAAAAGUAUUUGAAUUAGAAGGAAUGAUAACUGAUCGUGAUCGUGCGAUACGAGCUCAACAAGUUCGGAUCAGUAAACUGAAGCAAUCAGUAGCAGAAGUUGAUCAUAUUUCUUGCGAUGGUUCAUUAGAAUCACAAACAAAACUUGAUUUCCCUUCGUUCACCUAUAUAAAACAUCUCUUUCUACAGUAUCUUACUAGUUCGGAUGAAGAACGGAUGGAACUAUUACGAAAUGUAUCAAUGACGCUUCAUCUAUCAGAUGAAGAACAGCGUCAAGUAUGGGCAAAUUUGAAAAGUAAAAAUCACACUCCCUAA